This is a messenger RNA of Penicillium subrubescens, 2670 nucleotides long. Its product is annotated as epsin. Gene Ontology annotation, cellular component: plasma membrane; clathrin vesicle coat; endosome. Gene Ontology annotation, molecular function: clathrin binding; phospholipid binding. The transcript has 4 exons. Gene Ontology annotation, biological process: actin filament organization; endocytosis. Lineage: Eukaryota; Fungi; Ascomycota; Eurotiomycetes; Eurotiales; Aspergillaceae. The record is from RefSeq and is a predicted model, not a curated record. The coding region runs from base 334 to 2040 and encodes 568 amino acids.
CUCUCAUUCUCUCCAUCUGUCCCCUCCCUAUUCCCCCUCCUCUCACCUGUCUCGGCUCAAAGUCCAGCAUCCAAUUCUUGUCGCAUCUUCCUCUAGUAGCCGGACCGCCUCCCACUCUUCCGAAGACGCUACCAGUGAGCCUCGACCUCCGCACGCCUGACCACUCCCUACUCGGCUUGGGCCGCUAUCCGGAGCGACGACAUCGAGUGGGCUGUGAGAGCUUGGCAAAAGGCUUUCCACCAUACCCUACGAAUCCCUGAUCGCCUUCUUCUCCUCGGUCGCAUCUUUCUUUGUCUGUGUUUCACCGCGCUCGUCGCAUUUAUACCCGCCACCAUGUCCAAGGUCGUUCGCAGUGUCAAGAACGUGACAAAGGGAUACUCCUCGGUGCAGGUGAAGGUCCGAAAUGCUACCAGUAACGAUCCAUGGGGCCCGACGGGCACUGAUAUGUCCGAGAUUGCGGCUAUGACAUUCGGGAGCCCGAACGAGUUCUACGAGAUCAUGGACAUGCUUGACAAGCGCCUCAACGACAAAGGAAAAAACUGGCGCCAUGUACUCAAGUCAUUGAAGGUCCUGGACUACUGCCUUCACGAGGGAUCGGAGCUGGUGGUGACUUGGGCCCGGAAGAACGUCUAUAUCAUCAAGACCCUGCGCGAAUUCCAAUAUGUAGAUGAGGAGGGAAGAGAUGUUGGCCAGAAUGUACGUGUGGCCGCAAAAGAACUCACCGCAUUGGUGUUGGACGAGGAUCGACUGCGCAGCGAACGAUCAGAUCGCAAGCUUUGGAAGACUCGUGUGAGUGGACUCGACGAUGGAUAUGGAGGAGGCAGCGCCAGCGAGCCUUCACGCCGGGAGCGCCGGCGACCCCGCCGUGACGACGAGGAUGACACCGAAUACCGAUUGGCGAUUGAGGCCAGCAAGGCCGAGGCCGAGGCCGAGGAGCGCAAGCGACGGGCGAAGGAGGCCAACAUUGAUGACGACGAGGAUCUGCAAAAGGCGAUUCAGCUCAGUCGGGAAGAGGAGGACCUGCGGAAGCGCGAACUGGAGCAAAGCAAUGCACACUCGCUGUUCGAUGAAACCCCGGCCCAGGUCCAGCCCACUGGGUUCAAUCAGGGAUACCAGCAACAGGGUGCUGUCGACUGGUUCGGCAACCCAAUUAAUGUCCAGCAGCCCAUGACGACAGGCUUCUUGAACAACCAAUAUGCGCAGCCUACGGGAUUCCAAGGCCAGCCGACUGGCAUGGCCAACCCAUAUGCAAAUGGAUACCAGCAGCAGCAGCCCUCUGCUUUCGACCAAAACCCCUAUGGCCAGGCCCAGAACAACUUCUUGCAGCCACAAGCUACCCUCCAACCCCAGCACACUUCAUUCAACACCAACAACCCCUACGGACCUACCGAUGUUUUCGGCCAGCAACAGCAACAGCAACAGCCCCAAGAGAACUACUUGUCCGCUGGUAGCAACAAUCCUUGGGCUGGAAAUCAACCUGCCGAUGCAUUGAAGCCCAUGGCAACGGGCUCGAACAAUCCGUUUGCCCAACGCACUCAGCCCCAGUUCAACAGCACAUCAACGAAGCCCGGCCCUCCGUCCCUCAACACUUUGGCCGAAGACCGUGCCACUUCGCAAUUCAACAACAACAACAACAACCAGUAUAACCUCAGCCAAUACUCCCAGCAGCCCGGCCAGCCGAACCCCAUCGCCAACUUCCAAGCCCCUCAGCCAUCAAAGAGCACUCCACCUCAGCCUGCAGACCCUCACCAUGCCCGUCUCAAUGCGCUUCUUGCAUCGGGCGAGGGCCAGGACACCUUCGGAAAUGUUGGCGACUUGCGUAUCCCUGCGCAGCACACGGCGCCGGGUACGUUCGUCAACUCCGCUGGUCAGGGUCUGGAUCGUCUCCAUGCGGCCCAGACCGGCAACAACCCCUUCUUCGGCCAGCAAUAUACCGGUAUGCCCCAGCAGACCGGUUUCAUGCAACAGCAGCCUACCAACAACCCCUGGGGUGCUCAGCAACGACCGCAGCAGCAUGGCGGUAGUCUGAUCGACCUCUAGAUCCAACAUUCUUGGAUACCACUUCUCAUUUUCAUUUCGCCCCUUUCCAUUACGCUUCGGGUCUCUCACGAGAAGUCUUGGCUAGGAUCUCCAUAGUAUCGACCUCUUGCUUCGCCUUUUUUCCUUCUUCCCUUUUCCAUGUCACGCCACCUACAUGGAAACCAGAGCGCAGUUGCAUUGUGAAGCCUCGCACCCCAGAUCCCGAAUUUUCCAUCUCACAAUAUGCUUGUCUCCCUUUUCUCACUUUCCUUCUGGGUCACAGAAUAUCCCCUGGUCGUUUUUUUUCUUUUUGUCCUCCCAUGCUUUCUUCGUGUCCCGUCUCCUUUUUUCCCUUCUCUUUUGUCUCCUCCGUCUCGUCGUUAGGAUAUCCUUCUCACUUUCUCAAUCGGGCUUAUGGUCUUUUUUUUUUCUCAUCAUUUGUUUUCUCCGUGCUGCAUUUUGUAGAAAUUUGUAGAUCUGCUAGGGCUGUUGAUUGUUCAGGCUGUAGUUGUGCUGCUGCCUAGAUUGAUUCCAGAUUCUUUUAAUUGUGCUGGAAUGACGGGCAUAGUUGAAUCCCGACCUAGAAAUAAGUUAGGGCUUCGGGCACGAUAUUUUGGCUUCUCGCACCAUAUACUAUACCCCUACAUAUGC